AUGGCCCUCAACAAGCAGGAGACGCUGCAGUUGAGGUCUGCGCUGCAGGAUGCCGUCGUCAAGUGCUCUGAGCGCUGUCUCUAUCAGUCGGCUAAAUGGGCUGCCGAGCUCUUGACGUCCAUCCCUGAAUCGGCCGUCGACAACACUAACAUCAACCUUCCUCCGUCGGCGACUCCACCACCACUGCUCGUCACACAAAAUGUCGACCCCGCCGAAGCGCGACUCGAGGCCGCCGAGAUUAACAAAUACCUGCUGGCCAAGUCGUUCUUCGACUGCCGCGAGUACGACCGGUGUGCCGCUGUGUUCUUGCCUGACUCGCUGAUGGCGGGUGUGCUAUCGUCAUACCGCCAGAACCACCCGGACCUCUUUGGGGACAGCCAGGCACCUGCUUCUACGGCGGCAGGUGGCCGGGGAAGCGGAAAGCUGAACCAGUCCGGGAGCUUCACAGACAAAGGUGGCGGCGGCGGUCGCGGCGGCCAAUCGCACGACGCCGACGCACCAAUGUGGGCUCCGUUUGAAGACGCAGUGCCCGUGGACGUAGGUAGCCUGCCGGAGCUCAGCCAAAAGAGCCUGUUCCUUGCGCUGUACGCCAAGAUGAUUGCAGGCGAAAAGAAAAAGGAUGAGGACGUGGAGAUGGUCAUGGGUCCGCAGGACACAGGCGACGUGGUCAACCGCCAGCUGCAGGUGAUUAGUGCGUACCUGCAGACGUGGUUCGACCAGAACAUGGUGGGGAUGGACGAGGACGAGGAGCGAGUCGUCAGCCAGGGCUGGCUCGAGUACCUGUACGGCAUGGUGUUGGCCAAGGAGAAGAACGAGAAGGAGGCCAUGGAGUGGUUCAUCCGCAGCGUGCACCGUUUUCCGAUGAACUGGGGCUGCUGGCAGGAGAUGACGAUGCUCCUGUCACGCGUGGACGAGCUCAACAAGAUUGCACCGCGACUACCACAAAACAUUGUGUCGUUCAUUUUCCACCUGCACGCCUCGCUCGAGCUAUACCAGCAGGGCCACAACCUGGCGACAUCGGUCGAACAGCUGCUGUCCAUCUUCCCCAACUCGUCGUUUUUGCUCACAUGCAAUGCGCUGCUUGCCUACCACAGCAAAGACCUGAUCGCUGCCGAGCAGCACUUUAGCACACUCCUGGCACAGCAUCCGCACCGACUCGACUCGCUGGACCACUACUCCAACAUAUUGUAUGUUCUCAACAUGCGGCCCAAGCUAGCCUUUUUGGCGCACCUUUGCCAGAGUCUGGAUAAGUUUCGGGCGGAAACGUGCGUGGUGAUUGGCAACUACUACUCGCUCAUGUCGGCACACGAGAAGGCUGUGCAGUACUUCCGGCGGGCGCUUGUGCUCGACCGGUCGUGCCUGUCGGCAUGGACGCUUAUGGGCCACGAGUACGUUGAGCUCAAGAACACGCACGCGGCCAUUGAGUCGUACCGGCGGGCGGUGGACGUCAACAGGCGCGAUUACCGUGCGUGGUACGGCCUGGGACAGACGUACGAGGUGCUCGAGCAGCAUACGUACGCGCUGUUCUACUACAAAAAGGCCGCGGGCCUGCGGCCGUGGGAUGGCAAGAUGUGGAUGGCGGUUGGCUCGUGUCUGCAAAAGAUUGGCCGGCCGCGCGACGGCAUCAAGGCGCUCAAACGCGCUCUCCUGGCCGAUGCCAACUACGAAUCCGCGGGCGGCCCUGGCGGCAAUGGUGGACGAGGUGCGGCGCCUGGCUACAUGGACCCGGAAAUCUUGCUGCAAAUCGCCUUUAUGUACGAUCACCUCGACGACCACGAAGAGGCCAAGUCGUACAUGGAGCUCUGCAUGGCGCAAGAGGAGGGCGAGCAGGAUUUUGCGGGUGGCGGCGGCGGCGGUAACACGAACCUGAGCGACUCGGUGGCUCUGCACCGGGAGUCCAUGGGUGGGUCCGGCGCGGCACCCGAUGACGACGACUACGACGACAACGGCGGCGGCGGGGGAAGCGGUGGUGGAGGCAACGGUAACGAGGGCACAGGCGUCACACCAGCUACAAGCAAGGCACGUCUGUGGCUCGCGCGGGCGGCCCUGCAAUCUGAAGAGUACGAGACGGCGAUUAUGCUGGCGUCGGAGCUGUGCCUGGACGGCGUCGAAGUGGAAGAGGCCAAGACGCUGGUACGGGAUGCCAAGGCAGAAUUAGAGAGGCAGCGGCGGGAGGGAGGACAGGGAGAUACAACGGCCGGUGACGUUGGCAUUCAUGCAUAUGCAGGCAGCUAG
This is a messenger RNA of Sporothrix brasiliensis 5110, 2235 nucleotides long. RefSeq names its product anaphase-promoting complex subunit 8. Gene Ontology annotation, molecular function: protein binding. The transcript has 2 exons. Gene Ontology annotation, cellular component: anaphase-promoting complex. NCBI's taxonomy places the organism in Eukaryota, Fungi, Ascomycota, Sordariomycetes, Ophiostomatales, Ophiostomataceae. The record is from RefSeq and is a predicted model, not a curated record. Gene Ontology annotation, biological process: cell division. The coding region runs from base 1 to 2235 and encodes 744 amino acids.